UCCGUUGCUAUGCUGCAGGCCGAGGCCUGUCCUCCCAGUGCUGCUGAGGGAAGGCGGGAAGAAGUAGCGGACGUUGCGGUGACAAGACAGGCGCUAGGCUUCCCCAGGGGCCAUGGCGAGCAGCCUGCGGCAGGUGGCCUUGCUGGGCGCCGCGGUGGCCGUCGCCGGAGGGGUGGCCUAUGCCGCCUGGAAGAGCUACGCCUCCGCCCCGCCGGCGCCCCUUUUCCUGGAGGCCAAGGAAGAGGCCCGGCUGGAGGGCGCCCCUCCGCCUCAGGACCCGCAGGAUAAACCUCCUGGGAGGCAAAUCUUGGUUCUGGGACUGGACGGGGCCGGAAAAACCAGUGUUCUCCAUUCACUGGCAACUAACCAAGUAAAGCGCAGCACAGCUCCCACAGAAGGCAUCAAUGCUGUGUGUAUUAACACAGAGGAAACCAAAAUGGAAUUCCUAGAAAUUGGGGGUAACGAGACAUUACGUGACUAUUGGAAGAUGUACUUGCCAAAAGGCCUGCUGCUAAUUUAUGUUGUGGAUUCAGCUGAUCAUGAACGCCUACCAGUUGCUAAGAAGCUUCUUCAUCAGCUUGUCCAAAGUAACUCCACCUUGCCUGUUAUGGUUCUGGCCAAUAAGCAGGAUCUUGGAAGCGCAUACUGUAUCACGGACAUUCAUGAGGCUUUGGCAUUAUCCGAACUUGGAGAUGAGAGAAAGAUGUUCCUUAUUGGUACUCAUGUGGCAAAAGAGGGCUUAGAGAUCUCUUCUAGCUUGAAAGACACACGGGAACUGAUUUCACAACUAGUAUCAGAAUCUCUGUAAUAGGAAAUGGAAUGAGUCACCGCAACAGGGCACACCAGUAUUCUUGUAUUGCCAGUCAAUAAAUUCAGAUCUGGCAGUUAUCCUCAGGUAUGUUAUUCCAAGGAAGAUGAUUGAUGACUUUUAAAUUGGGAAAGACCAUUUUAAAAAUGUAUUUAUGUUUAUUUGAAACAUAGCACUGUCUUUGAAAUGUUGAACAAAAGUGGGAUUAAAUUUUUAAGGAAGCACAUGCUGCUUCUGUAGGUAACUGUUGAUUUUAGCUGAAGCUGUAUACGUGCUAAUUGAGAAGCUGGAAGCAAAGUAUAUUAAUUUACACUGAAGGAUGUAGCAUAAAGAAGCAAGGACUAACUGUAUGCAUUCAGAGAGACAUUUCUGUUUCUCAAUAACUCCAUGGCUGUUUCCUCUUAGAUUUGUUUUCUUAAUUGGAAAGCUGUUUCCUAUUACAACACUCCUUUGGUGUAAGUGUACACACUGUAUUCUUAUUUAUUAAUGUGCACUAAGUAAUACUGAGCAGGACACUGGAUUCAGAGAGAGCUGGAGCUAAUAAUUGGGAAUAAGGACAUAAAUAGAUAGUUGCAUCCACCUUUUAGAGAGCUUUUAAUAUUCCAGGUAUUCAGAUAAGAUCCCAGUUUGAUUGCCCAUUUCUCUCUGCAGUAAAGGGAUCAAUGUACAGGUAGCCCUAUCCACUUCCUACCCUUGUCAAUGCCUCACAUUUCUUUCUGGAAAUGGGCAUACUUAUUUCUGAAGCUUUUUGGUAUUCCAUUUUCAUAAGCUGGAAAAUGAUGCUUUUCCUGUAGUUAAGUUUCUUGUGACAUACAGCACAACUUCCUUAUGCGUUGGACUGAUACCCAUGGUUUUGUUUGUCCUCUAGACAUUUUCUAAGUCCUCCAGAGUGACUCUGUGCUGUUCUUAGGCCAAAGUUCUCUAUUAUAAUAAUGUUUGCUGUUAUUUACCGUUUUGCAUAUCCACACAGUCCAGGAACAAGUCACCUGUAGAGAUGGGAGUCAUAGUGUAACUGUGGUCUGUGGGAAGAUGUUGAUGAGCAAGAAGCAGUCCCACAAUAUGUUGUCAAAGGCUUUCAUGACAGGAAUCACUGGUUUGCUGUGAGUUUACCAGGCUGUAUGGCCAUGUUCCAGAAGCAUUCUCUCCUGAUGUUUCGCCCAUAUCUCUGGGAGGCAUCCUCAGAGGUUGUGAGGUCUGUUGGAAAUUAGGCAAGUGAGGUUUAUAUAUCUGUGGCACUGCAGACUAAUUCAACCAGAGUUGGUCUCCAGAGGCAUAGGGUUCCUCAACACUGCAGACUCAAUGCAGUUGAACAUGGCAAGCACUACAGACUUAUUCAACCAGAGAAGUCAGCCAUAGCAGAGCGCCUGAUGAACCAACCUGGACACAGCAUAUUAUUUGAGAACACAGAAAUUCUGGACUACUCUAACAGACACCAUGUCAGACUACACAGAGAAGCCAUUGAAAUCCACAAGGAUGUGGACAAUUUCAACAGAAAGGAGUAAACCGUGAAAAUGAACAAAAUCUGCCUCCCAGUAUUAAAAAAAGCUCUAAAAUCAGGGCAAUAAAUAAAGACAACACUCAGAAAACAGGGAAAUUCCAGAAAGGAAACAAUCAGGGCCGGCUAACACCAGCCCCAGGAAGGAAACAGCCAGACUGAAGCUGCAAGGCAAUUCAAUGCUAAUCAAGGUGGCCAAUUGCAACAUUCACUUUUGCCUCAGAGAAGAAUUCUUUCUCCCAUUCUGGAUCUUCCACUGAUAUAUCAACCUUACUUGCCUAGUUUCCAACAGAUUUCACCACCUCCGAGGAUGCCUUCCAUAGAUGUGGGUGAAACGUCGGGAGAGAAUGCUUUUGGAACAUGGCCAUACAGUCCAGAAAACUCACAGCAACCCCGUCCCACAAUGCUUUUGCAUUUUCACAAGAAUCUUGUAGGAAUUGCACUACAGGUUUUAAGCCUGCUGUGAAAGCUCUAACGGAGUAUUACUAAUAAGAAAAUCCAAUUAUUUGGCUGGGCAGUGGCAAGAUAAGAGAAACAGGCACUCCAAGGAGUCACAGGAGAAAAUAAUGCAAAAAGAGUCUUGCUUCUCCUGAGAACCCAAGGGGAGGAGGAAUUGUGAAGCCAAGCUUGACCAUUUCACUGUGUAACAAAAUUUGAAAAAGUUUCUGUUCCUGGUUUGAAAGUGUUAUUUCCUGUUUAAUUGUGUGGUAUUUACUUCUAAAGUAGUUGUCUACUCCAAAAACUUAAUUUUUUUGGCUGCCACAAACUAUGUUGAAUUGGUUGAGAUUCUAUGAAAUAUUCAUUGAGAAACUAUAGCAAAAUGUGCUAUAAACAAAAAAAACCCAGUUUUUGCAGUUUAAUAAACCUUUUCCAUAUUUUCUUUUGAUAGAAUCAAUUAAGAAAUUACAUUUAUAACUUAGGAACAAAAAUCAUACAACAUAGUUUUCAUUCUAAAUUAUAUAGGGCAGGGAGAACAAUCCAUUUCUUCUUUUUAAGCAAUCCAAACUCAGUGAAGUCGACAUAUGAACAACUCUAGGUGGAAAGGGAGAAGAAAUUCACCUUUCAUCCAUUGUCUCCUCCAAAGUAGCUGCCUGUCUUUCAGCGUUUCCCUUAUUAAAAACAUAAUUUUAAACAUUUUUCAUUAAUAUGGUUGUGAAUCCAUGUAGCUCAAACUCUGGAUGUUUAGGAGUAGCAACCUUUUUUUCCGAAACCCGGUCUUUUCUCUCUCAGGUUUCUCCUACAUUGUCCUAGGUUGUGGGGAACUCUGAAAGGGCUGAAUGCUUUGCAGUCCUCUUUUUGCUGCCAGAACAAAUAGAAAUGCAAGGUUUAGGGAGGCCAAUGCAAACACAAAGCACAUCCUUUUGGUGAAAAUUUUGGGCAGAGGAGGAUUUCCUUGCUCCUCACAUUUUCUCAUUUUUUAAAAAACAAUGUUUAAAUACAUCAGUCUGCUGCUAUAUUGAGUUUUAUUUGAAGUUCUGAAAUAAAAUAAAAUACCUCAAGCACAUAAUCUGCCUCUGUAAAGCAAAGCUCAUGCCAGACUUCCCCUUUUCUCCCAGUUCCUUCAUGAAUUUGUCAAGUGGUAUUAAGAAAACAGAGCAAAGGAUACAAAGAGUGACAAGGUAAAGGCAAGGAAAAAGCACUUCUUGCCUUGCAGGAAAACUCUAUACCUUUCAGUUUUCUUUUUGUAACAGUAGAAACAGUACAAAUGUUUUCUAGGGAGUUUUUUUCCACUUGUAUGCUGAAGCAGUUCCUUUCUAUAAAAUCAGAAUAUUUUCAUCCUA
Anolis carolinensis (green anole) is the source of this 4084-nucleotide messenger RNA. It is a transcript of the gene arl9, whose product is annotated as ADP ribosylation factor like GTPase 9. The record is from RefSeq and is a predicted model, not a curated record. Gene Ontology annotation, molecular function: GTP binding; GTPase activity. Bases 113 to 808 code for a protein of 231 amino acids. The transcript has 4 exons. NCBI's taxonomy places the organism in Eukaryota, Metazoa, Chordata, Lepidosauria, Squamata, Anolidae.